Pezoporus occidentalis (night parrot) is the source of this 1589-nucleotide messenger RNA. Its product is annotated as ankyrin repeat domain-containing protein 40-like. Gene Ontology annotation, molecular function: protein binding. Lineage: Eukaryota; Metazoa; Chordata; Aves; Psittaciformes; Psittacidae. The record is from RefSeq and is a predicted model, not a curated record.
GGAGAGGAGCUGAGGAGGCCGCUCGGCCCCCGCCGCCUCCUGACGGGCCCCGAGCGGGGCCGGGUGUGCUCCGGGCCCGGCCAUGAGCGGCGCGGAGGAGGCGCGGGAGCUGGAGGAGCGGCUGCGGGAGGCGGCGGCGCUGGGGGACGCGGAGGAGGUGCGGCGGCUGCUGCGGGCGGGCGCGGACAUCAACUCCCGCAACGAGAUCAACGGCUGGACCUGUUUGCACUGGGCCUGUAAGCGGAACCAUGCACAAGUGGUGUCCUGCCUGCUGGAAGCUGGUGCAGAUCCGCAGAUCCUCACGGCCAAAGGAGAGCUGGCUGCACAGCUGACUGCCAAACCAGACAUCCGGAAGAUACUGGGAGUAGAGGAAGAAACUGAAUGUCAAGGAAUGAAGGAUUUCAGUUUACCAGUUGUUGCGAACUACUUGGCCAGCCCUCCAUUCCCUUACGUUUACACCGAAGAAAGCAUUCCAGACAGCCCGGCAGAAUCGCAGAAUGAAAGCGCUUCCAUCUCCUCUGCCUCCCGCUGUGAAACCAGCCCUUGUUCAUCAGCAGCUCAGGUUGAAAGCAUCUGCACCCCUACAUCCUGCAACAGCGAAGAUGACUUCCCUGCACAAGCCGCUGCAGAGCAGCUGCCCACCUCACCACCACCUCCAGCAGCCCCGGAGUGCCCCUGCCAGCAGUGCCCCGUGCCCCAGCCAUUGGUACCCAGUGUUCCCAGGCCAGUGGUACCCAAUGUCCCCACACCAGUGGUACACAGCAUCCCCCGGCCAGUGGUCCCCAAUGGCCCCAUCUGCCCAUCACCUGCGCUGGCAGCACUCGAACAGGCCAGACCUCUGCAAACUGACAGUUCACCCACUGGUCCUGCACCAUCAUUCCAGCCCUUUUUCUUUACUGGACCUUUCCCGUAUAACAUGCAAGAACUUGUGCUUAAGGUGAGAGUCCAGAACCUCAGAGACAAUGACUUCAUUGAAAUUGAACUGGACAGACAAGAACUGACCUACCAAGAUCUGCUCAGAGUUAGUUGCUGUGAAUUGGGUGUUAAUCCAGAGCAUGUGGAGAAGAUCAGGAAAUUACCCAACACGCUCCUAAGAAAGGACAAGGAUGUUGCCAGACUUCAGGACUUCCAAGAGCUGGAGUUAGUCCUUGUGAAAAGUGAUGGCUCUCCUUUCCGAAACGCUGCAUCCACUCUGAUGGAGAGGCAAUGCUACAACAGCAGAGCAUCAAAGCUGACCUAUUGACUCUUCCAGUGUAGCUGGAGGAUGGAAACCUGGUAAUUCUCCGAUGAUGCUGCCUUUGGAAGGCAGUAAAUUAAGCGUGUGUAAAACCUUAAGUUAUUGUUAGGGUUACUAUUUUAACUAAUAGUUUAUUUUUUGUAUUUAAUAUCCCUUUUGCUUUUAUUUUUUUAUUGAUACUGGAUUCAGAUAAGGGAUACCUCAUUUGUCUACUAAAACCACAUGCUUCCAGUGUCUUUCAGUGAGGUUUAUUGGUUGUAUUUGGCAACAGAGGGCAGGAAAGACUUAAUAAUCACUGCUGUGAAAAGUGUGUUUACUCCACUCUUUGACCAAAUAGGACUCAUGGAAAAGA